AUGUGGUGUGCUGCCUACGUAGUAGCUAUAGGCCUCGUCCUCUGUACAGCACAGGAGGCCGACUACGCCACUGUGCGGGUGUCUGGAGGUCUGGUGCGGGGCUACAGGACGACCAGCGUCCGCGGCACGCCCUACUGGAACUUCCAGGGCCUGCCCUACGCUGCUCCGCCAGUGGGGCCAUUGCGAUUUGCGCUAAUGGAGCGUGGAGGCCAAGCUGGGCAGGGACCAGAGCUUGACGUGCUAGGUGGUGUCAUCUGCAGAUGGCAGCACACUUUGACCCUAACUGAUUGGCGGACACUCUUCAGUGAGCCACAGCCGGCAGCCAGCUGGGAUGACGUCAGGAACGCCACGGAGGAAGCGCCCCAGUGUCUGCAGGUGGGCGACGCUGGGGACGUUGUCGGCGAUGAAGACUGCCUCUACCUCAACGUCUACACGCCAGAGCUGAAUGCUGAUAUACCAAGAACGGUGAUGGUGUGGAUUCACGGAGGAGGUUUCGUAGGAGGUUCACCUUCCAAAUCAGAGUACGGGCCAGACUUCUUCAUGGAUCGGGACGUGGUCGUCACCAGUAUCUCCUACCGAUUAGGUACAUUGGGCUUCCUGAGCCUGGAGGACGAGGUGCUGCCGGGUAACCUGGGCCUCAAGGACCAGACGGCGGCGCUGCGGUGGCUGCGAGACAACGUGGCGGCCUUCGGCGGCGACCCGAAUGCCAUCACGCUCUUCGGCCACAGCGCGGGCUCCGCGUCGGUCGCUCUGCACGUGCUGUCGCCACUGUCCGCAGGGCUGUUCUCACGCGCCAUCGCGCAAAGCGGUCCGCCCGUGGGGUCGGUGACCUUGACGACCGGCGCCCGCGACAAGGCAUUCCGCCUCGCCAGGCUCCUCGGUUACCAGGGAAACGACUCCCAGCAGUUCCUGGAUCUGCUCCGUGCUGCCGACGCGAAAGACUUGGUCGACGUGGAUGAUCGCAUUCUUACAGAAGAGGAGAAGAUGCGCUACAUCCAGUUCGCGUUCGUGCCCAUCGUGGAGCCGGCGCUGGCGGGUGCCUUCCUGCCGGAACCCCCGCAGACGCUGGCCAGGGAGGGCCGCUUCAACCAGGUGCCCUUCAUCACCGGCGUCACCACGGCCGACGGCAACAUGCUGCUGCCCAUGCUGGAAGACCCACAAUGGCUGGAAACGCUCAACACAAACCUGUCGGCCGUCCUCAGCGGUGACUUCCGGGACGUGGACACACCUGAGGAGCAGCAGGACCUCGCCGCCAAGGUCAAGGACUUCUACUUUGGAGCCGGCAAUAACAUCACAGACACACCUGAGGGUCUCCUCAAUGCGUCUAUGAUGUUCACGGACAUUAAAUUCGCCGAGCCGACGGAUUCCACACUGCAUCUCAUGGCCAACGCAUCGUCACAGACUUUUUACUACUAUCAAUUUGCCUACAGAGGUCCAAAUACGCCCUUGCCGCAGUAUCCAGGAGUGGCUCACGGAGCAGAAGUGCAGCUGGAGUUCAUGAGAGAAAACAGUACUGCUGACCUGGACCCAGACUCUGAAGACGGUCGCGUCAGAGACAGAUGGGUUAACAUGCUGACGGAUUUCGCGAAGUACGGGGACCCAAUGGCCAACACGUCAGGCGUGUGGCAGCCCUUCACGCGCACAUCGAGCUAUUACCUGAUAGUCAACACGACGGAUUCCUUGGGCCAGAACAAGGACGAGCAGCGGAUGCAGUUCUGGCGGCAAAACAUGCCACUCUGA
Schistocerca serialis cubense is the source of this 1740-nucleotide messenger RNA. RefSeq names its product fatty acyl-CoA hydrolase precursor, medium chain-like. The transcript is spliced from 12 exons. The record is from RefSeq and is a predicted model, not a curated record. NCBI's taxonomy places the organism in Eukaryota, Metazoa, Arthropoda, Insecta, Orthoptera, Acrididae. The coding region runs from base 1 to 1740 and encodes 579 amino acids.